Molecule: messenger RNA, 4674 nt
Organism: Kwoniella botswanensis
Lineage: Eukaryota; Fungi; Basidiomycota; Tremellomycetes; Tremellales; Cryptococcaceae
Exons: 15
Coding region: 1-4674 (1557 amino acids)
Biological process (GO): proteolysis; protein desumoylation
Cellular component (GO): nucleus; cytoplasm
Molecular function (GO): SUMO-specific endopeptidase activity
Source: RefSeq, a predicted model, not a curated record
AUGGAGGGUCUAGGAGUCCGUCAAGCUGCCCAACGAAUUCAACAAGUAGCAUCAGAUGACCUUGAGGUCUAUGAAGAACCUGAAGUAAUAGAGACACCCGCAGGCACAAGGACGAGAAGAAGUAAACCAUCACCGCCAUCCAACUUUAGUGGUCGGUGGCCUGCUGGUAGUACUAGUACACCUCAAGAAAGUAAAGACCUACCACACGAACAGAUGACUGCCUUGAGAAGAGACUUGCACAAACAGAGGAAAGAUAUGCAAAAUAGAAAGUCGGAAGGCCGUAAUGCAGGGACGGGAAGUCCUUUCAACCCUGGUAUGAAUAGGAUGGACAACAGAAAUGUUGGUGUUUCCCCUACGACAAAACAUACCACUCAAGAUGUCAAUCGAAGUCGACAGCAGCUAGCUGGGCCAUCGUCCAACAUCACCACAUCCGUUACCCCAUCACGCCAGCAUCAGACAAGAGUCGCUCUCGGUAAACCCCAGCGGAUUCCUGCCCAUCUGUCUCAACCUCCCGAUGCUUCAUCCACCCCUCGUGCUGGUCCUUCAAAAAACCGCAAACAGAUAUCAUCGCCAUCGAAGUUGCGCACACCAGAAGAGGUCAUAGAUUUCGACACUCUAGAAAGUGAUGAAGAUCAUCAGGUCGUGCCUAGUAGUUCAAGGGGCGCAUCACCCCAUAAACCUUCUUCUUCAGAUCAUCGACGAGCAUCCAGUACCGAUUAUACAAAAAGAUCAGCUCAAGCUUAUAAUCUACGAUCACCUCAGCAGCCAUCUACUGGAAAAGGAAAAGAGAAGAUGAGAGAUAAUGGAUAUCAUGCGAACAGCAGUCCUACGAAAGGUUCUGGUUCUGGUCUGCCAUUGCAACCGGAACCGGAAUCGGAUCCUAUCAGAAAUCCAAAUGGGACAUUCAAAGCAGAUAUGAAUAGGAAGAAGAUAUAUGAGGUUCCCGACGACGAUGAUGAUCCAGGAGAUGGUCCAGGCAAAGGACAAGCCCCGAAGCACAAGUCGUCAAAUCAGUGGCAGCGGUCCUUGAUCAAUGAUACGAUAAGUCGAUCGGGCGAGAAAACCGAGAGGAAGCCUAAACACAGUAGAAUGCAGGGCAAGGAUGGCAAAGUCCCAUUGCAGCAUGCGCAGAAACCUACACCUGCCCGACAAACCCUGAAAGAUCGAAUGACAAGACCGCCGGAUGUGAUACCGUCUGCCUUUGGUCACCGGAACCUAACCCGCCCAACUUCCGAACAGGCCAGUGCAGAUGUCACAAUGGCAUGGCUCGUUCCAGAUCGAAGGCUCAAAGUCAAUGCUAUGCAACUCAAAAACGAUGCGUUGAUGGUCUCUGGUACUGUAGGCCCUUCAAUAGAAUGGUGGGAUAUCAACCUCGGCGAUAUUAGUCAGGCUGAUACAUGCAACGCUAAGGAUUGUCCGUUCAUGAUAUUGACGGUGUCAACAGUGAGGCCUUUGGCUGAAAGGAGUAUAGUGAAGCUGUUAGCUGCUGGAGGUAGUGCAAAUUAUCAAGGCAUUGACGCAUCCCCAAGUAUUUGUCUUUCUCUCAAACCCGGUGAAAGUUCGAAAACCCUUAUAGACGCUCUAGGGGUGGAUCUCGUGCAUUUGGAAAAGAAGCGAAAUAUCUUGGAUGUGAGAGCAUGCGAAACUUUACGUUCGUCAUGUAACAUCCAGUCGCGGGAUACUAGAUCACGAGCGGACGAGGCGAGACGUCAGAAGCAGAAAGCUGAAUUGCAAAAGGAGGUAGAGGGACCAGGCUUACGACCCAGAGGACCCAGGAAAUCAUCGGCGAAAGAUGAAGAGUCCUCACGUCCCCCUAAAAGUGGCAGCAAGGACAAGGCAGAAGACAAUAGCACCCAGACGAAGUUGGUCUUUCCACCCGCUCCUAAGCCACAGCCCCGUCGUAGUAUUCGAAACACGGCAAAGACUGUACACGAUCUGGAGGACUCCGAUACUGGACAACCAGAAAACAGCAUUGUAGCUAGACCCAGCAAACCGUCGCGGUUUAUUGGUGAUCGUAAUGAAUUGUUGUUCCCCUACCCAAUUACUGGUCGAGCGGAUGUAAACAUCACUAUAGGAGAUGCUCAACGUAUAGAGACGGAAGAAUUCCUAAAUGAUACGUUGCUCGAGUUUGGAUUGAGGCAUGUACUGUUUAACCUGGAGGAGAGGCGAAGGGAUCAAGUGCAUCUAUUCAACUCAUUCUUCUAUGAGAGGUUAUCCAAUAGGGCUAAAAGACCCCAGAAAGGCGAGACUUUUUGGCCAGGAUACGAAUCUGUCAAGAAAUGGAGCAAAGGGAAAGAUAUCUUUGGCAAAAGGUUCGUGGUAAUACCAAUUAACGAGAACUAUCAUUGGUACUUAGCUGUGAUUAUCAAUCCCAGUGGUAUCCUCCGUCCCAAACCUAUAGAAGACGACUCGAUAUCGGUGAUACAUCAACCAGGGGCUCGAGCUACCGCUAGCGAACACGAUGGGGAAGAUGCAGCCAAUGUCGAUGAUCAAUUGAGAACGGCCGAUCCGCCAAGAGUGACUGACUCCGAUCUUGAGGAUCUCAAUAGUGAUACGGAAGACCAGCCGUCUCGCCACCCUACUCCAGGGCCCAGCAAACCCCUGUCAGCCAGACUCACUCGACCACCAAACAGUAAGGAGGAGGAACAGGAGAGGACUAAUGACAUUUCGAUGAUGUCAAAUGACCCAUUAGAUUGCAUCAGCAAUGGAGAUGGCGAAGGGGAAAGCUCUGAUCUCCGUGUGAGCCAAGUAUCAAGUGGUGUUGAAAAGAUGGACAUCAGCUCGGAGAACGGGCAGGAAGAAGAAGUUGAUUUUGUCGGUGGAGGAGCUCCGAUCCUGACGUCCACCAUGAUGGCGGUACAAGAACAGAACAAUCAGAUUCGCAAUGCAUCGCAGGAACCCGCCGGUGAAAGUCAAGUGAAGAAGACACAGGCUCGACCUGAUGUUCAGAUCAUAGAUAGUCAAGAUACCUGGAUACUCACCCUCGAUUCUCUCGGUGGACCCCAUAAGGCCGUUGGUAACCAACUGAAUCAGUGGCUCAAGUAUGAAGCGAGGGAUAAAAAGGGUAUAGAAUACGAGCCCGUGGAUGCCUUAUACCAUGAAGCUAAGGUCCCUCAACAAGGCAACUUCUCCGAUUGUGGUCUGUUUGUGGUUCACUAUGCCGAAAAACUGCUGCAGAAUCCUAAUGAGGUAUUGAGAUUCGUCCAGCGACGCCCACCGUUCUCCAAUACACCUGAACGCGAGCCAUGGGUGAAUGAAAUGAAUAAAGCUUGGAGGAAAGACGACACAGAAGGUCUGCGAAACGAAUGGGCGGGAAUACUGGGUAGUCUUGCGGAUCAUUAUAAGAUAAUUCAAGGCUCCAAAACUGACGAGAAGCAAAGUAAAGAUGUGAGCUCGAACUCGAAUCAGGACCAAGGCAUGGAGAUGGAAGGAAUCAUCGACACUUCACAAUCUGAAUCUGUCACUGCAAUCGGAGCUUCACAAUUUCCUCCUAUGGCUGAUACAUCUUCAACUGUACCCGAAGAUCUGAUACCCGGUGCUUUUCCUACACCCAUCGAACCAGUAGUUCCGACUGAACCUGAGAAGAGCGCAAGUCUGACACCACCACCACCUAUGUCACGCGGCGCUUCAAACACAAGCAAGAAAGGUCCUUCCUGGGCGACUAGAUCACCUACACCUGAUGUUGAAACAAGACGCGAUAGGUCCCGAAGUCGAACAGGAAGUAUCGCACCGGAACUACGGGGACGUGCACUUUCUGCUACCUCAACUACUAGGAGUUCAAAAUCACCUGAAAAAGAUAUUCCCGUUCGUCAUUUCCCCCCUAAUCCUACUCGAACGGCAAAAACCCCUGGAAGAAGCUCGAUCGAAGUUGGAAGGGUGCACCAGAGGGUAUCGCAGUUUGAACAAACAGAGCGCGAUGCUACCACCGAUAAUAGGGUGGGAAGUAGAGAAUCGGAAGAGAGAGAAAAUAGAUUAAGGGAAGUAGAACACCUUCGACCGAAACGAACACCUUUACAGGAAAUUUCGGAAACUACUCCUGCUUCUAGUUCUAGGGUAACUGCUGCUCUGAGUUUCGCCUUUUCAGAGAGUGAAGAUAAAAAUCAUGACGUUCUUGCUGGUAUGGUAGAUGAUCCGAUAGAAGCUAGUCCAUUCGCAAAUCUGGGAAAAGGUGCACCUAGACAAUCUUCUCCUAGACGGUCAGUCAACCAGCUCGCCUCGUCACCCCUAAAUGCUACAAGCAGAAAUAGAAACACAGACACAAGCGACCAUGAAAGGAUGACUGUUGACAUGGAGGGUAUCUCAAAUCAGGAGGAGGAGGAGGAGCAGGAGGAAAUAGAAGAAGACAAGAACUUUUUCGCGAAAUUCAGCGGAUCUCAUCAACGUUCAGAUGAAGGUAUAAAAACUCCAGCUUCGAACCCUUCAACAGAGGAGAACGAACCGAUCGAGAAUCUGUUCCCCAAGGACAAAUCUCCAGUUGUGCAUUAUAAGUACGGCAAGAACGGAAAGAACAAAUCAGUCUCGCAAAAUCAAGUUAAUCUACCGAGUAAACGGACAAGAUCGACAUCUAACAAUGCGAUUAGCGGUAGUAUCAGUAAGAAGAACAAGAAGGAUGAUGGGAAUGAUAAAGGCGAUGGUAGGACUAAAGAGGAAGCUAUAACUAUUGAUUCUGACUAG